GUGACAGACAUUUUGUGCAUUGAGGAGCCCAAGCUGCCAGACUCCCUGUCUGUCUCUCACAGGGGCGGAGAGAAGCACAGAAAUUCAAGCUUGUUCUCUGUCUCUUUAAUCAGAGCAAGAGCCAGCCCCUGACUUUAGCUUUUCAUUUCGCGAGAUUUUAGCUUGGCGCCGUGACCCCCAUGUGAGAGCUGUUCCUGGUAAACACUCCCUGCAGCCCAGACAUGGCUUCCUAUUCCUUACCAGCAUAAAAAAAAAUACAGAAAAUACAAUUUUACAGCCAGGCAAAGGCUCCUAUUGGCGUUCUGUGCACAUUUUACUUCUCUGCAGGCUGAUCAGCCUGGGAAUACACUGCUUGCUGCUGAUAUUCUUAUUUUCUUCUCUUUGUCUCCUAGUCUCUCUUUUUUUUUUAUUUUUGAAGGGUUCUUGCUUUUUUUUCUUUAUUUUAUUUUCCUUAAUGACAAUAGAGGGCAUAAAGGAAGCUAAGGAUAUCAAAGGAAUAUUUAAACUCGGUCAUAUUCUAAUCUAGCAGCUCGGUGGACAGACGGUGCUGGUGGCACGAUGUGGAUCCAGGUCAGGACCAUAGAUGGCACUGAGACCCGCACCAUAGAUGACCUGUCAAGGCUGACCAAGAUCGAGGGUCUGAGACUGAAAAUCCAGGAGAGCUUUAACGUGAGCCCGGACAGACAACGGCUUUUCUACCGGGGCAAACAGUUGGAAGAUGGACAUACCCUUUUUGACUACAACGUUGGGUUGAAUGACAUUGUUCAACUUUUAAUUCGUUCAAAUUCUGAUAAUGACACCUCUUCGUCAAAGAAAAAGGAAGGAGAUGGAAAAGUACACCCAAAUACUUCAAUCAAGCACAAGUCACGAGCCAUUGCUUCAAUGAGUCAACCGUCUACCUCUGCCCGAGCCUUUUUGAUUGAUCCAGGCAUUGGAAUUUAUAAGAUAAAUGAGUUGGUGGAUGUUCGUGAUGUAACAAUUGGAGCAUGGUUUGAAGCGACCGUUGAAAAUGUAACACGACCAAAAGGACACAAAAAUGGCAAAUCUCACCUAAAAGGGGGCCAUCCUUACAAAGGGACUAAUGGAAACUUGAGUCAGGAUCAUGAAGAAACGGUUCCCUCCACUUCUUACUCUGAUUAUAUGGAAAAUGAAGAAGAUGCAGUUUAUCAUAUCAAAUAUGAUGAUUAUCCAGAAAAUGGGAUUGUAGAAAUAGAUCCAAACAACUUGCGGCCCAGAGCAAGGACUUUACUAAAAUGGACUGAUCUGAAAGUGGGCGAUGUUGUUAUGGUGAAUUACAAUAUAGAAACACCAGAGGAACGGGGUUUCUGGUUUGAUGCAGAAAUUACAAACUUAAAAGAGAACUCAAGAACUAAUAAAGAAGUCUUUGCCAAGAUUUUGCUAAGUGGAUCAGAAGAUGCGAUAAAUGAUUGCAAAAUUAUGUUUCAAGAUGAAAUUUACAAGAUGGAAAAGCCUGGAGCUUACCCACUCUCCUCUGGGGAUGGAGAAUUUAAAAGGAAGAGUGGACCUGAAUGUAAACACUGCAAGGCUGACCCAGAAACUGAAUGCAGGUUCUGUUCUUGUUACUUGUGUGGUGGGAAGCAGGAUGCCCACAUGCAGCUUCUAUGUGAUGAAUGCAAUAUGGCCUACCAUAUAUACUGCCUGAAUCCACCCUUAGCCAAGAUUCCAGAAGACGAAGACUGGUAUUGUCCUUCUUGUAAAAAUGAUUCCACUGAAGUCGUGAAGGCCGGCGAGAAACUCAAACAGAGUAAAAAGAAAGCAAAGAUGCCCUCGGCCAGCACUGAAAGCCAGAGAGAUUGGGGCAAGGGUAUGGCCUGCGUUGGUCGCACUAAAGAAUGCACCAUUGUCCCUUCCAACCACUACGGACCUAUACCAGGUAUUCCUGUUGGAGCAGCAUGGAAAUUCAGAGUGCAGGUCAGUGAAGCAGGAGUUCACCGACCUCACGUGGGAGGUAUUCAUGGACGAAGCAAUGAUGGAGCCUAUUCACUUGUAUUAGCUGGAGGGUUUGAAGAUGAAGUAGACAGAGGAGAUGAAUUCACCUAUACUGGCAGCGGUGGACGUGACCUUUCUGGGAAUAAAAGGAUUGGAGAACAUUCUUUUGAUCAGACUUUGACUCAUAUGAAUAGGGCCCUGGCCCUAAACUGCGAUGCGGCUCUGAAUGAUAAAGAUGGAGCAGAAUCUAAGAACUGGAGAGCUGGAAAACCUGUCCGUGUAGUCCGUAGCUCAAAGGGGCGCAGAAUUAGUAAAUAUGCUCCUGAAGAUGGAAACCGAUAUGAUGGCAUUUAUAAGGUUGUGAAAUACUGGCCAGAGAUAGGCAAAUGCGGUUUUUUAGUCUGGCGUUAUCUCUUGCGACGUGAUGAUGUAGAGCCUGCUCCAUGGACAGCUGAAGGCAUGGAACGAUCAAAGAAACUUGGGUUGACAUUGCAGUUCCCAGAAGGUUAUUUAGAAGCAAUGGCAAACAAAGAAAAGAAAGAUAAGGUCAAGAAGCAGCCGGUGAAAUCAGAGUCUAGUACCCGAGCUCCUCCAGUAAAUCCCAACCUCCGUAGUGGUUCUUCAAGCCAGAGUAAGCAGAGCAAGACAGAGCAAACCAGCAGCCAGACUGCCAACAGUAGCCCAAUUGUCUUCAACAGCCAAAGCAACGGGAGCCAGAAAAGGCCGAUUGAAAAUGAUGAUGAGGACGAUGAUGAUGAUGAUGACGACGAUGAUUGUGUGAUAACAUCACCCAAAUCUUUGAAACUGUCAGAAGAAGAGCGAGGGGAAUCAUUCGAGCUUACUCAGCAGCAGAAAUGGCUAAUUGCUGAAGACUCUCUUAAUCAGAAGCUGUGGGAUGAAGUGCUCGUUUCCAUCAAGGAAGGACCGAAAUUUCUGAAGAAAGUGGAGCAAACCUUCAUGUGUGUGUGCUGCCAGGAGCUAGUUUACCAACCAGUCACAACAGCCUGCCUCCACAAUGUGUGCAGAAGCUGUUUGCAGCGUUCCUUCCGAGCCGAGGUCUUUUCCUGUCCAGCCUGUAGAUUUGACCUUGGAAAGACUUAUACUAUGGUUCCAAACAAGGUCCUACAAACACUGCUGGACCAGUUUUUUCCUGGAUAUAGCAAAGGACGAUGAUUUGUUGUGCUCCCACAGCUUUUCUGCUUUUUGACUUUUUUUAUAAUUAACGGACAAGUGAAAUAUUUUGAACGGACAAGUGAAAUGUUUAAACUUGGAGAAUUAAAUAAAAAAAAUAAAUAAAAUCUAUCUUCAGUGGACCAAGAUACACCGUGGAACUCUACAUUCAAAGACGCACAUCCUUGUUUCCCCCUACAAUUUCAGUUCAUGCCCAUCUGUACUAAACCUACUAUCCCUAGCUGAAGACGGAAUGGAACCAACACAACAUACUCCCCAAUUACUGAGGUUUGACUCUUCCUGUCUUUGUUAAGCUAUUUUGACAUGGGCAAAGACACUUGGAUAUUGAAAGAAAGCAAAUGGUCAAGUUUCAAAGAGCGCCUUUUGUUGUGCUUGGUCCAUGAACUUUGUUUGCUCCAGUGCUAGGGAGUCCACAGUGCAUUGCAGGGCAAAGUCUACUAGACUCUUCUAGGGCUUAAGAGUUUGCAAUUGCAGCACUUAGAAAGAUGUAUUAGAUUUAAGAGAGCAAUUCCCAUAGCCUCAAUAUACUCUCGUAAAUUUUCAUAUAAUUUUCUUUAUAUUCUUUUUUUCAUUUUUCUUUUAAAAUAUGUUGUUUAUUACAGUGAGCUUCUCUGCUUCGUAUUUUGUACCUUAUGCAAAUUGACUACUAAUAACUAAUGAGAACAAUAUAUAUGGGUUGUUGCUACAUUAGUGUAACGUGAUCUGUGUUUAAUUUUGUUUUGUGCUUUUCUUUUCUCUUAUAGAUACGCAGGGCAGUCUAGCUGUGUGAUUUGUUUUUCUCUCUUUAUUAAACAUGCCACUUUUGUAACCGUUUUAUCCUUUUUUGUUCUGUUUUUUUGCCUUGCUCCGUAGGGUUUAAUAUCCGUGGCAAUACAAUCUGCAAAGCAUUUCAAAUGGUGUUAGUAAUAGCUUGGAGGGGGUCUGAAAAUUUGCUUCCUAUUGUGAUCUCAAAUUUUAUACACAGCAUAUUCCCUACAAUAUACGUUAUUAAAUAUUUUAUGAUUCUGAA
Molecule: messenger RNA, 4150 nt
Organism: Pelobates fuscus (common spadefoot toad)
Lineage: Eukaryota; Metazoa; Chordata; Amphibia; Anura; Pelobatidae
Gene: UHRF2
Product: ubiquitin like with PHD and ring finger domains 2
Exons: 16
Coding region: 559-3123 (854 amino acids)
Biological process (GO): protein ubiquitination; negative regulation of gene expression via chromosomal CpG island methylation
Molecular function (GO): ubiquitin protein ligase activity; protein binding
Source: RefSeq, a predicted model, not a curated record